CUGCUGCGUUAACCGCCACUCGAGAUAUGACCACGAAAGCCGCGAUAGGUUGCUCGAAGGCCCGAGUCUGGUUCCUCAUGGCCGAGGCUGCUAGGCUCUUUAUCUGGGGCAUUCGUCCGGUGGAGAUAUCCACUCGCGGCGUCGUGGCGGGGACUACUUAAGGUUUCCGUGUCCCUCUGCUCUCUCAUCCAGAUCACCUACUCCCCUCACCUGUUUUCUUUCUACUGAUACCCAGUUCGUUUCAUUGCACAAUCAACAUCAUGUCUGGUGUGUCUACUAAGCUCAAGACCCCUCAGACGGGCGAAUAUGACCAGCCUACUGGCCUUUUCAUCAACAACGAGUUUGUGAACUCCGUUGAUGGCAAGACAUUCGAGGUCAUCAACCCUUCGACAGAAGAGGUUAUCUGCUCUGUAGCGGAGGCCACUGAGAAGGAUGUUGACAUCGCUGUCGCGGCGGCACGCAAAGCCUUCAACAGCGGGUGGAGGAAAGAGACACCCGAGAACCGAGGAAGGCUCCUCUUCAAGCUUGCCGAUCUCUUUGAAAAGAAUGCCGAUCUCCUCGCUGCGGUUGAGGCUUUGGACAACGGCAAGGCCUUUACCAUGGCUAAGAACGUCGAUGUCCCUGCUGCUGCUGGCUGCUUGAGGUACUACGGUGGUUGGGCCGAUAAGAUCGAAGGAAAGGUUGUCGAUACUUCACCCGAUACCUUCAACUACAUCAGGAAGGAGCCAGUCGGUGUUUGCGGUCAAAUCAUCCCAUGGAACUUCCCUAUACUCAUGUGGGCUUGGAAGAUCGGCCCUGCCAUCGCUACUGGCAACACUGUCGUCCUCAAGACGGCAGAACAGACUCCUCUCUCUGGAUACAUUGCUGCUAGCUUGAUUAAAGAGGCUGGCUUUCCUCCUGGUGUCGUCAACAUCAUCACCGGCUUCGGCAAGAUUGCCGGUGCAGCCAUCGCCUCGCACAUGGACGUUGACAAGGUCGCCUUCACUGGCUCGACCGUUGUGGGCCGACAGAUCAUGAAGGCUGCUGCUGGCUCCAACUUGAAGAAGGUCACCCUUGAGCUCGGAGGAAAGAGCCCCAACAUUGUCUUUGCCGAUGCAAACAUUGAGGACGCUAUCAACUGGGUUAACUUUGGUAUCUACUUCAACCACGGACAGUGCUGCUGCGCUGGUUCGCGUGUCUAUGUUCAAGAAGAGAUUUACGAUACCUUUAUUGAGAAGUUCAAGGCGCGUGCUGCCGCGAACGCUGUCGGCGACCCAUUCCACGCAGACACAUUCCAGGGUCCUCAGGUCUCGCAACUCCAGUUCGACCGCAUCAUGGGAUACAUUGAGUCGGGCAAGAAGGAAGGUGCCAAGGUUGAGACGGGUGGCAAGCGUUUGGGUGACAAGGGCUACUUCAUCGAGCCAACUAUUUUCUCCAACGUCACUGAAGACAUGAAGAUCCAACAAGAAGAGAUCUUCGGCCCCGUGUGCACAAUCGCCAAGUUCAAGACGCAAGAAGAGGUCGUCAAGCUUAGCAACGCCUCAACCUACGGUCUUGCGGCGGCCGUCCACACCACCAACCUUAACACAGCCAUCUCAACUGCCAACGCACUCAAGGCAGGUACCGUCUGGGUCAACACAUACAACACUCUCCACUGGCAGUUGCCCUUCGGAGGGUACAAGGAGUCAGGCGUUGGCCGUGAGCUAGGUGAGGCGGCGCUGGACAACUACCUCCAGACCAAGACCGUGUCGAUCAGGCUUGGUGACGUUCUUUUCGGUUGAGCAGCGAAUGUAGAAAUGGAGGGCCUCUCUUUGGAACUGUAUAUAGUCAAGCAGCCAUGAGAAAUGAAAGUAAUGAACAACACGUUU
Molecule: messenger RNA, 1847 nt
Organism: Dothidotthia symphoricarpi CBS 119687
Lineage: Eukaryota; Fungi; Ascomycota; Dothideomycetes; Pleosporales; Dothidotthiaceae
Product: aldehyde dehydrogenase
Exons: 4
Coding region: 261-1760 (499 amino acids)
Molecular function (GO): aldehyde dehydrogenase (NAD+) activity
Source: RefSeq, a predicted model, not a curated record